CUAUGAGCCGGACGCAUGUGGUACAUGUGACGCUUCGCGUUCAAAAUCCGUGCCUGAAUGCGCACAUAGCAAGGUCACUCUAAAUAGGUCGCGAAGCUUGGAACGAAAAGCGUGCCAAAACCUAUCGCCAAAGAUAUCAGUUAGUAGUGCACGAUUGAAGCGCGACUAGGUGAGGGGGGGACAAACACUGAAACUAGAAAACCUAUGCGAAAAAAAAUGAGCGCAAAUACUGUCAUACGAGUAAAUAUUCCGUUUCAAGUAUUUUUCCUGUACUAAAACAACAAAUGUUAAUUUUCUUCUAUUCCACAAUUUAUUAGUUCGUUCUUGGGGACCCCUACCAACCAGUGAUUCUGGCGCAAGACUUGGCAAGACUGUGCAAACAAGCUAUUGUCGAAAUGCCGGACGCCAAAGAAAUUCAAACAUUCGCGCCAAGCAGCAUAAGACCUUGACGUCACUGUCAUUUCCGGUUGUGACGUCACUUUUUUAUUUUUUAUUUUUUGCUUGCUGUUGUCCCCACAAUACGUAGAUGGCGACGGUUGCAACGAGCCGCCGUUUUCUUGACUUGUGGGCUUCUAUGGAAGCUUCGCUACCAGUUUACAUAUACCUUGCACAUAGCUCGUGCGAGUGUGCGUUCAAAUAUUCAGUGCGCACACACUUGAUGUAACCCUUCGAGAAACGCGGACGUUAGUUCGCGAAUAAACCGCGGUUUCGUAACCCGUUCCGCUCGCUCGCCUGAACCGCGCGGAUUAGACGAGGCUCUUUGCGACGACACUGUAAUAGCAUGACACAUGGCGUGGCACAUUUUAACGCUUGGCUUGCCUGAAGUUUGAUGUGAAGAAGAAAAAAAAAGAAAGAAAGAAAGAAAGAGAGAGAAAGAAAAGAAACAAGAAACAAAAUCACAACUUCAUUCCUUUUUCUUUCUUUGUUUUCUUUUCGCUGAGCCAAAUUCGUAAUCUUCUUUCAUGCUUCAGACAGACGCUUACGUCAGCUCGGCUGCAAGACGUAAUGAUUAAAAAAAAGAGAAGUCAGGUAAUAGAUCUUCAAUAAAAGAAAUUAAGGAACGUUUUUUAGCUAUUUACUGAGGCUACCUUAUCGGAUUCGCCUCACGUGUGCAGCCUCAGUGGCGGCAAGAGGGCUUCUUCCGCGUGAGCGAGGUCAGAGGGACGUGAAAGAAGAAGAAACUCGUCGUAUCGAGCGCCGGCCCAUAUUGUGUCGGUGAGCUCCUUUCCGCGUCAAAAAUGCUUCAAUAGGCUGUUAAUCUUCACGGUGGUGCUUGAAAUAAGUAUCGCUAACCGUUUCCUCGCGACGUGUAGGCGAAAGAAAGGAAAAAAAGAAACUUCUUUCUCAAUUUUAGUAGCUGUACCUUUGCUCUCAACAUUUUGCCUUUAAUACGAUCGCGUUCUCUAUUCCAGAGGAGGAGAUGUGCUUCACUAACACACCAGGAACAAUCAAGGCACUGGCAGCCUUCUGCUUCUGCGUCAACAUGUUCAACCUCGUGUACCUCUUCAUGCGGUACCAAGAGUUGCUGCCCGCCCAGGCCCAGCAACUCAGAAGCCAAAUCGAGAGCGUGAUGCCUGACGUCAAGAAUCUUGACAAAUACAUGGCCCGAAGAGACGGUGUCAUCUUCGUCAGCCUUUUUGCGGGCAUCAGCGUUCUGUUCGACUAUGUCCUCUACGUGGGAGUAGACAGUCAGAAGCCCAGGCUGAUCUUGUGCGCAUGGACGUGGGGCAUCAUCGACAGUUCCUUCGACGCCGCCAUCGGGAUCGCCUCGGGAAACAUGAGCUUCAUGGAUGGCCUCGCAAGGACGCCCGCACCAAUCGAAGUCGCAGUGCUGACAGAGAAGCCAUUAUUUCACGUGUACGGCAAAUCUAUCCAAAGGCUCGAUGCGGCGCCAGAGCUCCGGUCGCCAUUGACGCCAGCGACGCCCGCCGAGAAAGGUCCACACGACAACGAGACCCAAUCCUCCGCGCGAGCCCCGAGAGAGCAGGUCAGCGACUACCAGUCUACCAUUGUCGACCACGAAGCCUAUCGACUUACGCAAGAACAAAGCACGGUCCUGCUGCUGUACGUUCUACUUCGACUGAUAUUUAAGGUGGUGGCACUGUCCGGCAUCAAGGACUUCGCCAGCCGUGUGGCCAUCGAGUGCGAGAAGCGGAACCUGGCGCUACAGCUCGGCCACGAGGCAGAGACGGUGUCCCUCGAAGAGCCGGACGUGGCGGGGCCGCCCAAGUCGAAGCGCAAGAUCGCCAUGCCGCAGGAUGUGCCUGCACCGAGACCGCCGCCCCCUCCGGUGGUUCCACCGUUUAUCCCGGGUAUGCCGGGAAUUCCGUUUCCUCCUCCGCCCGGGUUUAUUGCGCAGCCGCUUCCGGGUGGCAGAGGGCCUCCGCCUCCUCCUGGGAUGCUGGGGCCCGCCGAAAUUCGGUCGCCCGCUUCCCCGGGGUUCCUCUUCCCGCCACCGUCGGUGCUUCCCUACCCCACGGUGGACCCUACGGCGUUCGGGAAUCGGCCCCAGUGAAAAGGGGCGUGAGGCGCCCACGGCACAGAGGAAACUGUUGGGUGCGCGGUCUGCCGAGCCCCGCAGAGCCUCUGCCGUCCGCAAACAGGAUUAAAGUUUGGUGAUAUUAUCG
Messenger RNA from Dermacentor andersoni, 2627 nucleotides. RefSeq lists its product as uncharacterized. The record is from RefSeq and is a predicted model, not a curated record. NCBI's taxonomy places the organism in Eukaryota, Metazoa, Arthropoda, Arachnida, Ixodida, Ixodidae.